AUGGCCGGGGAGUCCGUCCUCGCGACGGGCAGUUUCGAUGCAACAGUGGGCAUCUGGCGGCGAUGGGAUAGUUACGGUCAGGAAGAGGGUGUCGGGCUUGGGAUGAGCAGUGACGAUAAACAGACUCCAAUCGAUACUUCGACGGAAGCUCCCAACGGUGCCGACACCGCAGACCGCGAAGAAGACGAAGAAGAAUGGCGGUUUGCAGUCCUGCUCGACGGCCACGACAGCGAAGUCAAGUCGGUAUCAUGGUCUGCUUCGGGGAUGCUGCUGGCAACAUGCUCACGCGACAAGUCAAUUUGGAUCUGGGAGGAUCUCGAUGAUGGUGAUAACAACUUCGAGACUGUUGCUGUGAUGCAGGAGCACGGGGGCGAUGUGAAGUGUGUUUCGUGGCAUCCUUCAGAGGAAUGUCUUGCUAGCGGGAGCUAUGACGAUACCAUCCGGCUAUGGCGGGAGGAUCUGGAUGACUGGGGCCAGGUGGCAUGUAUCAAGGGGCAUGGGGGGACAGUUUGGUAUUUGGAUUGGGAGGGGGAAGACACAGAGGAGAAGUGGAACGGGCCAAUUUUCGAAUCCGUUUCCGAGUCUGAGCUGGGCCCUUUACAAGCUCAGUGGCGUUCCCAGAGAGCCCUCUCCGGCCCGCGCCUCCUUUCCUGCUCGGACGACCGCACAGUGCGCGUGUGGCGGCGCCAGCCGAAGGAAUCGCAGCAGAUGGGAGCGCUGUCUUCUGCGGCGACGGGUAUCCCGAGCAUCAUCCGGCCUACUGGGACGGAUGAGUUUUGGGAGGAAGAUGCUGUGCUCCCGCAUGCGCAUGAACUGCCGGUUUAUGCUGUUGCAUGGAGUAAGCGGACCGGGCUUGUUGCUUCGACUGGUGCAGAUGGACGGAUUGCAAUUUAUGAGGAGCGGUUUGUUACAUCGGAGCAGGAUCAGCCGGCUGAUUCCGAUGCAUCAAAUGCCACUCCUGGUAGUGUGCUGCGGACGGAUUGGGUGCUUGUUGCCAUUCAGGAUGGAGCGCAUGGGAUUUACGAGAUUAAUCAUAUUGCUUGGGCAAAGAGGGCGGAUCGGGGGUCUGGGGGGGAGGAGGUACUUGUUUCAACGGCUGAUGAUGGGAGUGUCAAGGUUUGGACUGUGACGAGGUGA
Molecule: messenger RNA, 1137 nt
Organism: Penicillium digitatum Pd1
Lineage: Eukaryota; Fungi; Ascomycota; Eurotiomycetes; Eurotiales; Aspergillaceae
Gene: cia1
Product: iron-sulfur cluster assembly protein CIA1
Biological process (GO): iron-sulfur cluster assembly
Cellular component (GO): cytosolic [4Fe-4S] assembly targeting complex
Molecular function (GO): protein binding
Source: RefSeq, a predicted model, not a curated record